UUACGUCCAUAAUAACUUUCCAUACAUUUUGUGCUACGUUUAUAAUGUUACUUAUUUAUUGUUAGAGUUGCUUUCCAUAGUUUAAAGCUCACUCAGCCGGUUUUACUAGGCGGGUUCUAAUCCCGUGCAUUUAAGAAUUCAGUCUGGGCGUAGCAAUUGGAGAGAGCGGACGUUUUCUACCAGCUCCCUCAUUUCAUCCUACAUGUAACGUAUAAGUAUUACUGACCAGAGUCCAACUAUUCUGGAUCCCUUUUUGUACCUUAAUCUCAAGUCUGUUGAAGAAUUGGAAAUUUAUCUGUAAACUAUCACCUGAAUAAAAGCUACGUAAACCUAUUGAACGUUAUUAUUUUGGAGCCGCAACGCCACCCGGCGACAAAUGGUGUCAGAAGUGGGAUGUUGCAGUGCCUAUCCAGAAAUACUUCUUCAAGGAUCCAGCAAUAUCUAUACAAAGAUACCUAUCCAGUGAUCUUACAUCAUUUUGUAUAAGAUACCUACACCAGAGAGAUACCUAUCCAGGGAUACGUCUCCAAGGAUACCAAAUCAAAAAUUUCAAGGCCUACAUCAGAUCUCUAUUCAAAUGACUCAGGAUCCUACGGGAACAACUACUCAUAUCAACUAUCUUUGAAGUUAUCCUCCAAGAGAAAAUAUCUCCGCAGACCAGAUACCUACAGAAUUACUACACUCCUCAACGAUGUCCUGAUUAAAACCCAGGAACGUGAUACAAUUCCUCAAACAAGUUUUACUGUUUCUAAAAACAAAACUGAUUGUGUCUUGAAAAAUAAUCUGAAACAGAAUUUUGACUUAAAAGUUUUCUUUUGAAACAAAGCGGAUGAAUUAGUUUGUACAAUAUUUAUCUAAAUUUGCUGUGUGUUCUGUCAUUGUUUAUGAAUGUAUGCACAUUUGUUAAUCUAUUUGGCUGUCUUGUAUGUCUUUGUAGGAGACACGGUCAUUUGGUCAUUUGGGAUCCAGAUCUCUAGAAAGGGUGUUGGUUGGACUUCCUCAGAGUGUGUGGAAACUGGUCAGGGUAAUUGUAUCAAAGUAAAUAAAACAAAGUACAAUUGUGUCGCCCAUUCUGAAAAGUCAAUUGCUGAAAAAAAUGGUAGAAAUAAAAAGUUAGUAGAUUACAAAGAAGUACUGCAGUAUUUGUAUCAAAACCAAUGUGUUAGUAAAGUAUUUGUGUCUUGCAAAAUGUCUCAUAUGGAUUCAGUACAAGAGUUAAUAGCUGCAGGUGAAAGGUUAGGUUACAAAGAUGAUGAGUUGAAAAAAUAUGUUAGUGAUCAACAGAAAUUUCAGAGAGAAGAGAGAGCAGAAAUUCGUCAGAAAGAAAAAGAUGAAAGAGAACAUCAACUUAUGAUGGAACGUUUGUACUACGAAAUGAAAAUGAAGGAGUUAGAAGAGGAACACGAGUUAGAAAUGACAGAGAGAACUGCUAGAGGUAAGGCUGUUGACGCAAUGGCUAAGCCCAAUCUUCCAAAAAUUCCUCCAUUCGAAGAGAAUAAAGAUGAGAUCGAUAGCUAUUUGAGAAGGUUUGAGAGAUAUGCGACCGCUAUGGGUUGGGACAAAUCGUUGUGGUCUACACAUUUAAGUGCUCUGUUAAAAGGACGAGCUUUGGAUGUCUAUGCUCUCAUGUCUACAGCAAAAGUCAGUGAUUACGAUGAGCUCAAAGCAGCUUUACUUCGUAGGUACGAUAUGACUGAAGAUGGUUUCAAGCGGAAAUUUCAUUCAUGCAGACCUGAAGUUGGAGAAACAUUUUCUCAGUUCACAGUUAGACUGUCUUCGUAUUUAACUCGUUGGAUCGAAAUGUCGAAAAUCGAUUGUACUUUUGAAUCUCUAGUUGAUCUUAUGCUUCGUGAUCAAAUUUUACAUGUAUGUAAUUUUGAAUUGUCAGUCUUUCUUAAGCAAAACGUUCCAAAGACAGCUGAUGAGAUGUGUACACUGGCCGAUCAGUUCAGGGAAGCAAGGAAUACAAGUGCUAUAAACCUAUGUUCAAAAGUCAUAAGGAAACCAGUUGAAGUAAACAAAAUACCAGAGAAACCAAAAGAAGGACACCCUCAACAACAACAGAAGUCAAGGUUUGUUCCAAUAAAUGAGAGAAAGUGUUAUAUUUGUAAUAAACACGGUCAUAUAGCACCACAAUGCAAAUUCAGAAACAGAAAUUCUAGUGCAGAAGUAUAUGCGCAGGAAGACCAAGACAAACAAGCCACUUGUCAAGCUACUGCAAAUAAUUGCGCUGCUCUUAUCUGCACCCAAAGUCCAUCAAUUUAUACUCAAGUAAGUGACAUAACACAUGUCUUAACAUCUGCUUGGUACUCUGUGCAAAAACCAAUGCCACUCUCAGCGGGUUACGUUGAUGGUCAACCAGUAACGUUACUUAGAGAUUCUGGUUGUCGGAAUAUUGUAGUUCGGAAAAGUCUUGUUAGAGAUGACCACUUUACAGGUAAACAAGAAACUUGUAUUCUAGCAGAUAGUACAAGGAUAGUGGUCCCAGUGGCAAAAGUUAUUAUUGAUUCUCCUUAUGCAUCUGGUGAAUAUGAAGUUUGGUGUAUGGAUAACCCUGUAUUUGAUUUGAUCAUAGGUGAAGUAGAUAAUGCAAGAAAACCACAUGAUCCAGAUCCAGAAUGGAAACCAAACACUGUGUCUACUGUGGAGACGCGAAAGCAGGUAAAAGACAAACAGAAAGCAUACCCACCACUCAAGGUUCCUGAAAUCGUCAAAGAGGAAAUCAGUCCUGAGGACAUAAUGCGAGAACAACAAGCAGAUCCUUCGCUAGAAACAGCACGUCAGUAUGCAAGAGAAGGUCGAACAUCACGUGAUGGUAAAGUAAAAUGGAUUGAAAGGAAAGGUUUACUAUACCGUGAAUAUGAAGGAUUAGAAAAAGAUAGAGGUAAAACCUAUUGUCAGCUCAUUGUUCCUGCAAAGUUUCGCCAUAUUGUAAUGAAGUUGGCUCAUGAAUCAAUUAUGUCAGGGCACUUAGCAAUACAGAGAACGAUUUCUAGAAUUUUGUCAGAAUUCUUUUGGCCAGGUAUGCAGUCCGAGAUCAAACGGUUCUGUCAAUCUUGUGAUACCUGUCAAAGAACAGUGUCAAAAGGAAAGGUGAGUAAAGUUCCGUUAGAUAGCAUGCCUUUGAUAGAUGUACCUUUCAAAAGAGUUGCAGUCGACAUUGUGGGUCCAUUACAUCCUCCUACUGAUAAAGGUAAUCGCUUUAUUUUAACGUUAGUAGAUUACGCUACAAGGUUUCCACAAGCCAAGGCUCUUCCUGGAAUAGAUACCGAGCGGGUAGCUGAAGCUCUUCUCGAAAUGUUUUCUUAUACAGGCAUACCAGAGGAAAUCUUGACAGACAUGGGAAGUCAGUUUACUUCAGGGCUUAUGAAGGAGGUAAGUAGGCUCAUUUCAUUGAAACAGCUGACCACUACGCCAUAUCACCCUAUGUGUAACGGGCUAGUGGAACGUUUCAACGGUACACUCAAACAAAUGCUGAAGCGUAUGUGUAUAGAUAGACCGAAAGAUUGGGAUAAAUAUCUACCCACUGUGCUUUUUGCAUAUCGGGAGGUUCCCCAAGAAAGCCUCGGGUUUGCUCCCUUUGAGUUAUUGUAUGGCCGUACUGUUCGGGGACCAAUGACAAUUCUGAAAGAAUUGUGGACAAAAGAAAUCCAAGAUCAGCAGGUAAAGUCUACAUACCAAUACGUUUUAGAUCUCCGAGAGCGGUUAGAAUCAACAUGGGAGUUAGCGCAGGAGAAUCUGAAGAAAGCAACACAUAGACAUAAAGUGUACUUUGACAAGAAAGCUAGAGUGCGGAAUAUGAAACCAGGUGAGAAAGUUUUGGUUCUUUUGCCAUCUGAUAGUAACAAGCUCCUAAUGCAGUGGCAAGGUCCAUACCAAAUAGUGAAAAGAUUAGGUAAAGCAGACUAUCAGUUAGAAGUAAAGGGCAAAGUAAAGACAUAUCAUGCAAACAUGUUGAAGAAAUAUGUAGAAAGAUGUGAACCAGUUGUGGAUUGUGUUAUGUCAGUUGUAGAUUCAGAACAGAUUGAUGACUCAGAUGUUGAGUGUAGUCAAGAAACAGAUUUCUUGGAAGUUCAGUCUCGAGAAACACACGUUGAUGUAGAUGUAAAUCCAGAGCUUAGUAGAGAGGAAAAGCAGAAAAUGAAAGAACUUCUGUACAGGUGUUACAGCGUCUACGUUCAGCAAAUCUCACAGCAAGGCCAACGAAGUGUUCAUUGGCGUACCCAAAGCUGGAAUGUCUAG
Magallana angulata is the source of this 4242-nucleotide messenger RNA. RefSeq lists its product as uncharacterized. Gene Ontology annotation, biological process: DNA integration. Gene Ontology annotation, molecular function: nucleic acid binding; zinc ion binding. Bases 889 to 4242 code for a protein of 1117 amino acids. NCBI's taxonomy places the organism in Eukaryota, Metazoa, Mollusca, Bivalvia, Ostreida, Ostreidae. The transcript has 3 exons. The record is from RefSeq and is a predicted model, not a curated record.